Dictyostelium purpureum is the source of this 729-nucleotide messenger RNA. RefSeq lists its product as uncharacterized. Gene Ontology annotation, biological process: protein phosphorylation. The transcript is spliced from 2 exons. Gene Ontology annotation, molecular function: ATP binding; protein kinase activity. Lineage: Eukaryota; Evosea; Eumycetozoa; Dictyosteliales; Dictyosteliaceae. The record is from RefSeq and is a predicted model, not a curated record. The annotation marks the transcript as partial.
GUCGGGAAAGGUGGUUUUGGUGAAGUAUUUAAAAUGGAACACAAAACAAAUGGGUCAACAAUGGCAAUGAAGCAAAUACUAAUAUCAAAAAAUAGAAAAGUAAGUAAAAUCAAGUAUCUUAUUUUCGAAGAAGUUGAAAUUUUAUCAAAACUAAAACAUGAUAAUAUUAUUAAAAUUCUUUCAUACCAAAAUGAUGAAAAUCAUUUAUCAAUUUUUUUUGAAUAUUUACCAGAUUCAAUUUCCUCUGUAUAUAAAACAAGUGGUGCUUUCAAGGAAUCAAAUUGUAGAACUAUUAUAACAGGUGUAUUAAAUGCAUUGGUUCAUAUUCAUAGUGAAAAAGUAGUACACAGAGAUCUAAAAGGAGAUAACAUUUUACUAAAAGGUGACCAUCCAUACAUAAUUGACUUUGGCUUAUCUCAUAAAUUUGAUAGAGAAUCACAUUCAACAUUUUAUAGCAACGCUGGCACACACUUUUGGCAAGCACCAGAGGUUAGAUUAAAUAUUAUUGGUGAAUGUGGGAGAUCAAGUGAUAUUUGGAGUCUCGGUUGUACAAUCGUUGAAAUGUUAGUAGGUGGUAAUCCUUGGCAAAACAAUAAAAUUGAGGAUGAGAUCCACCCACCAAUCCCACCAAAUUUAUCAGUAAAUCUAAGAGAUUUUUUAAAUGCUUGUUUUUUAAUAUCACCUGAAGUCAGACCAUCUGCUAAAAAGCUGCUCAACCACCCCUGGAUU